This is a messenger RNA of Cololabis saira (Pacific saury), 2405 nucleotides long. Its product is annotated as protein tyrosine phosphatase type IVA 3-like. Gene Ontology annotation, cellular component: nucleus. The record is from RefSeq and is a predicted model, not a curated record. Gene Ontology annotation, biological process: protein dephosphorylation. The transcript is spliced from 7 exons. NCBI's taxonomy places the organism in Eukaryota, Metazoa, Chordata, Actinopteri, Beloniformes, Belonidae. Gene Ontology annotation, molecular function: protein tyrosine phosphatase activity. Bases 921 to 1433 code for a protein of 170 amino acids.
GAGUGGGAAUGAGGCUUCUCUCUUUCUAAGAGCAUUAACUCUAGAGUGUUCUGGUGGUGACAGGACUGUCAGGGUCAGAUGGCCGCUCAGCCUGAUUAGACCAGCUCACGGCAGAUCCUCAGCCCAGCGCAUUGCCCUGCUAGAGGACAGGAGCUACACAUUGGCACAUGCAGUUCAUCGAAGUGAUUACUAAACAGCCCGGGAAGAACACAGAGAUGUGGAUAGUUUAAUGUUCGAGUAGGACAGAUCCACAGGUUUCUGCAGAAAGAUUCCCCUUUUCUGCUGUUGGACCAAUACAUCUUCCAGCAACUUGUUGCAAGAAAAACAACUAAAAGCAGGUGGAUUUUUACUGCGGCAGAGAGCCAGAAGAAGUAAAAAUCUAUUCAAAGCCUGGAGGAGAUACCAGAGAGCUAAGUGAACUGCUGGUUGAUGGAGUUUGUGCGGCAGAGCGGUGACUACUGCCACGCUCAACACAUUUAGAGCCGGUCUGGGAGGAUGCUGCGCCUAGCCCUUCUCAGUCCAUGAACCCUGAAAGACCACACAACCUUACCAUCUAAACCUUCCAGCCCAUGGGGUAACAAGUGGAGCCUCGAAAUCAACCGCUAACAGGAAAGAAAAGGAAAGAGAAAGAGACUGAGAGAGACAAAGAAAGACAAUCAAAGAGAUAAAACCAGAGCUGACACAUUUUAGCCUCUUGGACUAUAGGGGCCAAUCAGCAGGUGGGAUAACAAUCCAGAGAACACCUCAGAACUGCUAAAACACAUUCAAUCAUUAGAAACUAACACGAAGUCCACACUCACCUGGAGCUCAAAAUUAAACUGAAGACACAACAGCUAUCUCCUACAGCUGGAGCUAAAGAUUUAUGUCAACCUAUAAAGGUCAAAGGGUUUCCUGUGGUGUCAAAGUGUACACUCGCCACCAUGAACCGUCCAGCUCCAGUGGAACUGUGCCACAAGAAUAUGAGAUUCCUCAUAACACACAACCCUACAGACAGCACACUCAGUUCCUUCAAAGAGGACUUAAACCAAUAUGGCGUCACAACUGUGGUGAGAGUUUGUGACAUCACCUAUGACAAAACUACACUCGAGAAAGAUGGCAUUACAGUACAUGAUUGGCCGUUUGACGAUGGAGCGCCCCCACCCAGCAAGCUUGUUGAGGAUUGGCUGAAUCUUCUGAGGAAGAAGUUUCAGGAAGAUCCAGGAAGUUGUGUGGCAGUUCACUGUGUGGCUGGACUGGGAAGGGCCCCUGUGCUGGUUGCUUUGGCUCUAAUAGAAAGCGGAAUGAAGUAUGAGGAUGCCAUUCAACUCAUCAGACAGAAGCGGCGCGGAGCCAUCAACAGUAAACAGCUAACUUACCUGGAGAAAUAUCGAUCAAAGCAAAGACUCCGUUUCAAAGACUCUAAUACACGCAAGAACAAGUGUUGCACUAUGUGAAAAUACUAAAGUUCACACAGAUGACCUAAAUCAGACAUUUUCUACGCCCCAACAAGUGUCUUCUUGUUGUCACUAAACUGAAAUGCAAGGACCUCUUUUUUUUAAAUCAACUUAAACUUAUCUUUCUUUACCUAUGAUAAUAAUUCCAUUGGUAUUGGGUUUAUCACAUAGGUUAGUGUGAACAGAGGUGGACAAAAUAGGUAAAGAUGAGAAAAAACUCAUACUAAACUUUAGUCAUAAUGUAGUUGAUUGUUGUUGCUGGUAGAUAGUUUGAGAAAGGACACAAAGUUGGCUGAGGACAGUGUUGAGUUGUAUCAGUCACAUUCAGAUGUGGGAUCUGUGGAUGUAAUUUCUUAUGGCUGCUGAUUAGUCUUCAACACCUCUAUCCGGAUCUAACCUCAUCAUUUACCCUAUUUAAUGUAUCAAUGUAAGUAUCUCCUUUUAUGGCAUGAAAACAGUUUUGACAGACUCAAGUUAAAGCAACUGCUAAGUUUAGAUUUGAGACUAUUUUGAUUUGAAAAGUUUGAGUUUUGGGGCCGAUUCUUAUGAAUAUGCAGUCUGGGUCACACUUUCUGACACAUUUUUGGGUGGAGUUUACGUCUUCCCUGAAUGAUGCAUGUACACAACUGCUUCUUACUCUUCAUUUAUAAAUGACAAUUUCCUGCUGAUGAGAGGACAUGCACCUUUUGUAUUUAAGUAGGCUGCUUACUCAUCUCCUCUAGAAAAACAUCCUGAACAACAAGUUGUGAUGAAACAUAUAAGGGAAGCAGAUUAAGUGAAGACAAACGAGACAGUUUGGCUAUAUCAUGUGUAUGCAUGUGUUUGAGUGUGUCUGUGUGUAUUGGUAGACUUUAGAUACUGUUUAAUAUUGGCACUGGGCUUAACUGACACUUUUUUAUGUAAAAAAAAAAAGCUGUUACAGUUUGUAUGUCUGUACAUUUCUGCAUUGUCUAAUAAAAGAUUUUGUCUUCA